UAGGACAUUUUCCGAGGGCAUCUUUGCAAACUAGUCCCUGUCGAGAUGACAUCCCCAAGAACAAAGCAAGAUAGCUAAUGGAUUUUCUAAAAAAAAAAAAAAAGGUGAAAAAGACCAUUUCGAUAGUGUGAUUCGCGUCGACGAUCUUCUUGAUCCUUGAAACCCAAUCCCCACGCGGUCUUAAAACUUCGAAGUAAAAAUUGAGACACCCAAACGCAAAAUCUGCCAUCGUAAUCGCCCACAAAACCCAGGUUUCAGAACUGAUCAGAAAUCUCUACCGAAAAUGAUGCACAUGACCUUCUAUUGGAGCUACAAAGUCACCCUCCUUAUCGACUCCUGGAAGACUCGUUCAUGGACGAGUUACACCCUGAGUUUACUUGCCUGCCUGCUGGCCUCCGCUUUCUACCAGUACCUGGAGAAUCGCCGUAUUCGCCUGAAGCUCAUUUUAUAUGGGAAGCCGUCUCAGACGCCGCAGAUCCGGACCCCUCUUCUGCAAUCGAAUCUCGCCGGAGAAAAAGUCAAGCUGGAAGUGAAGUUCGCCGGAGCGAUUCUGUUUGGGGUGAACUCGGCGAUCGGAUAUUUGCUGAUGUUGGCCAUCAUGUCAUUUAACGGAGGGGUCUUUGUUGUGAUCGUGGUGGGCCUUUCCAUCGGCUACUUCUUUUUCAGGACGGAGGGAGAGGAUGUUUCACUUGUUGUUGACAAUUCCUGUGCUUGCGCUUAAUUUGAAAGUACCAAGACUUGAAGAAGAUCGACCGUGUUUUGGAUUUCCUCCUACAGAAUAAUUAAUUGUAUCAUUAUAUUCUUUUUUAUGUUUCUGGGAACUCAGGAUCUGGUAUUUAGGAUGACUUUUGUGCUAUAUAUUACCAUAUCCAUCACCUGUGUUCUAUGCUGAACUGUUUAAUCUGAAAUGAUGUUUGCUUUU
Messenger RNA from Prosopis cineraria, 922 nucleotides. RefSeq names its product copper transporter 5.1-like. The record is from RefSeq and is a predicted model, not a curated record. The coding region runs from base 284 to 721 and encodes 145 amino acids. Gene Ontology annotation, molecular function: copper ion transmembrane transporter activity. Gene Ontology annotation, biological process: intracellular copper ion homeostasis; copper ion transmembrane transport. Gene Ontology annotation, cellular component: plasma membrane. The transcript has a single exon. Lineage: Eukaryota; Viridiplantae; Streptophyta; Magnoliopsida; Fabales; Fabaceae.